CUUUAGUCCAGGUGUCUGCCUCAUUAUACAGCUUGGAAAGAAGAGUGUGUAGACUGAAAAUAAACUGGGAGAGAUGGGAGCAACCUGGAUCUCAUGGAGAACAACUACAACAGUCAUCAUUACUAUACUACAAAUCCAAGCUCUGAUCAGUGUCAGAACCACAGCUGUUACCGGUGUCGAAGGUCAGAGAUUUGACUUCAGAUGUGUAUAUCCAGAUGGCUGGGUGCACUAUCAUAAGUACUUCUGCCGUGACAAUGACGGCAAUGUGUCCUCCAAUACCCUGAUACGGACAGAGAAACACAAUCAGUGGGAGACAAAUGGACGUUUCUCUCUGUUUGACAACACCUCCGGGGCCUUCUUCAUCGUCAGGGUGGACAAACUCUUCUCAUCGGACAGCGGGACAUACCGGUGUGGGGUGGAUGUCAGCCAUGACCCUGAUUAUAUCAGUUUCAUACUACUGAAUGUUUCCCGAGUAAGUGAAUCACCCGUCUUUCCAAGAGAUCUCACAAUAGACAAGCUCCACCUGCCGCUGUACUUGACAGCAGUGAUGUGCAUGGCAGCGAUACUGUGUGUGUGUCUGUUCACACUUUGUCUUCUGCUGGCUGUCAAACAAAGAAGACCAGCUCCACGCCACAGUAGAGAGAUAUCAUCAGACUAUGAGACAAUGAUGCCCGGUGUAAGAACUGAACCUGAACUCGGCUGUAGCUGCUCGGCUCCAGACUGCGCUGAUCUUUCAGCUCUACCACUGCCACCACCUGACCUCUGCUCCCACUUCACAUCAAAGCACCGGGAGUCCACUGUCACUCUCGGCCUCGAUGAAUAUGCUGAUGUGGAUGUACCAGGGCACAUCUGCCGGUACCAGCAUCUGGAUCCCAGGCGGUUAGAGGAGCAUGUCUAUCACAGCCUUCAUGGAAACAGCGGGCCUAAAGAUGGACCUCUGGGAGUCGAAGAGCAGAUUAACUGAUUAAGGAUAAUUCCAGGUUAAAAUACUACUUAUUUUCUAAGCUUGGCUGAUCAUUUCUUGCAGUUACUAUAACCUUACACUCACAAAAGUAAUUGCUGAGAUCUGGGAACAUUACUUUACUUCACUACAUAGACUUUUGAGUCAUUCUAUGAAAUAGUUGCCAUUUGGGUCCGCAAUGUUUGACACAAGAUGCAUAAAUUACAAAAAAUAUCCCAAAGUGUGUUUCCAAAGCUUAAAGCUGUCAAUUCAAGUGUUCUAGUUAGCAUGAUAUAUAAUAAAAAUACUAUUCCUAAAGAGUAACAUACUAAAACCACCCUGUCACUUACCACCCCAUCACAAGUUUUAUUGUGACGGCGUGGUUCUGCUUCUUGUUGUAACGAUUGUUAUAAUUGAUUACAUGUGCAUCUCAAAAUAUUAGAAUAUCAAAAUAGAUCAUUUAUAAUACAGAAAUUUCAGCCUCUUGAAAAGUUGAAAAGUUGGGAAAGAUGUUUUAUGCACUCAGUACUUGGUCUGGGGUCCUUGACCCUGAAUUACUACAUCAGUGCGGUGUGGUAUAGAGGCAAUCAGCCUCAGCACUGCUGAGAUGUUAGGGAAGCCCAGGUUGCUUUGAUAGUGGCCUGCAGCUUGUCUGUAUUGUUGGGUCUGGUGUUUCUUAUUUUACUCUUAAAAAUACACCACAGACUCUCUAAGGGGUUCAGGUCAGUUGGCUUGCCAAUCAAGCACAGCAAUACCAUGGUCAGCAAACGUUGUGGUUUCGGCCCUGUGGGCAGGUGGCACAUUCUGCUGGAAAAUAAAGCAUAAAGCUUUACAUGUCUAGAAUCUAGAAUAUGUCAAAGUUUCACAUUUUGGCUUAAAUUACGGGAAAACAAUUCUUCCUUUUUCACGAUAUUCUAAUUUUCUGAGAUGCACCUAAGAUUAUAGUAGAGAUAAUAGCUCUCUUUUAAAACAGCUGUUGUGAGGGAGGAGGUGUCUUUGCAUCACAUUAAGCCAAACAUACUGAUCUUUUAAUAAAUCUGUAAUAUCAGUAGACUCUGACAUUUUCACAAUAACAGCAACUUUGUUUUGGCCUAUCAUUAAGUCACAGUAAGUCUACAUUUAUAUCCAAAAUUAACAAAAGUUUCUAAUGUUAGAUGAAGGCUAAAACAAACAGAGAAACAGUUUGUCCGUAUCACCCUGUCACAGGGUCAUAUUGUUAAAAAAUGAUGGAAAGGAAGUGAAAUGUUCCAUAAAUUAAUGUUAAAUAAAAUUCUUGGUUUGUGGACUAAUCAAAAAAAUCCUUAAACUUUUAUUAGACUUUUUUAAGUGAAUUAGAAUUUUUUGUACAAACAAUGAGGCCACUGACAUGUUGAAUUCAAAUUUUAGAUGGAAAAUCUAAGAAUUAAAAAAAUUAUUAAAUUACAUACUUUGUAUUGAUGGUUUCCAACAAAAGGACAUUUUACUAGUAGGAAAAUAUUACAUUUUACAAAUGUAUUGCUUGCAUUACUACUCAGAGAGUGCACAUAUUGUCCGUGACGGGGUGGUACAAGAACGGCUCCCAUGUUUGAAUAAAAAGGAUAAUAUUAAUAAGGAUUUUGUGCAUGAGGUGGGAAAAUAUAUUUUCUGGGGGGUUUAUCAUAUCUUAACAAGUUGUAAGUAAAAAAAAAAGUUUGCUCUUGAUGAAAAUUUGGAAAAUUAUAAAGUGGAAAUGGCAACCAUUUCGUGAAUGACUCUUACCUUUAUGUUAACUUUUAUUUUUUCACCAAUUAACUUGGUGAUUAAUGUGUUAUUUAUACUAAAAGGAAUGAUGGCCAAAACACCAGCAAGUUGUUGCUGUUGUUGUUGUAUAAACUUUACUGUGUAUGUAAGAAACAAAAAGUCAAGGGAUGGUGGUCAAUUCAAAAGACAUAACAUUUCGGGAGUCAAGUAAAUCAAGUAGCAAUAUUGUUAGUUUUUGCUUUGUUUUGUUAUUUCUAGAAGAAAAUGCAUCAUUGUGUAUGGCAUGAGCAAAAGAAAAGACUGAUUAAAAGAUAUUACAGUCUCAGCACGAGUCUCAACUCAACUCAACUCACUGUAUGUUUUAAGCACUGUCCAACUAUAAUUUAUGAGACAUUUCAACUAAAUAAAC
Messenger RNA from Micropterus salmoides (largemouth bass), 3068 nucleotides. RefSeq lists its product as uncharacterized. The record is from RefSeq and is a predicted model, not a curated record. Bases 74 to 964 code for a protein of 296 amino acids. The transcript is spliced from 5 exons. Lineage: Eukaryota; Metazoa; Chordata; Actinopteri; Centrarchiformes; Centrarchidae.